Messenger RNA from Anisakis simplex (herring worm), 660 nucleotides. The record is from the annotation of a GenBank genome assembly. Lineage: Eukaryota; Metazoa; Nematoda; Chromadorea; Rhabditida; Anisakidae.
GUUCUCGGUGAAACGAUUGAUCGUGAGACCAAUUUAUAUUUGGAAUAUGAAAUUUUAUAUGGAAUGGGAAAAUUGGAUAAUAUUCGUUGAGAUAUAAUUGAGGAGGUUACGUGCGAAUAUAUAACACAAUCGAUGGACGAUGUUUUUAAUGUGACAGAAAGCAGUGUCAGCAUGCCCAUUUAUUUGAACGAGCCCGAGAGUGUGCCCGAAGAUCAUAUGACUUUCUUAUUUGGUGUGAUCAUGCUGAUGAGUGUCUCGAUUGGAUGCCUCCUGCUGGCGUCACGAGUUUCCACCAAAAAACAAAAUCGAGUGCCGUCUUACCGGAGUAUUUGUGAGACGAACGUAUCGCCGAGCAGCGCCGGCUCUCCAAUGCCUCCGCCGUCCUAUCAAGAGCUAUUAUUGAACGAUGAGAUCACGUUGUUUGAUCAGUAUCGAUUGAGAGAUGAUGUGAUUGCAGGUAAUGUUUAUGGAAUACGGUGUGAUCAGCAAUCGAUCGACGGAUCGAAAUUAGUAAUUGUAUUGAUCACGCUGACGCAGUGGUGGUUGCUGCCGAUGUGCCUUGGAAUGGAGAUUAUUUGGAUGGGACGAAAUUAUUUGGAUGGAAGUGGUAUUUCGUCGCGAAGAAGGAUAUUUUUGAUGGAAUUGACGUUUGGUGGAUGA